This is a messenger RNA of Medicago truncatula (barrel medic), 1008 nucleotides long. RefSeq lists its product as uncharacterized. Bases 101 to 691 code for a protein of 196 amino acids. Lineage: Eukaryota; Viridiplantae; Streptophyta; Magnoliopsida; Fabales; Fabaceae. The record is from RefSeq and is a predicted model, not a curated record. The transcript is spliced from 5 exons.
GAGGAGAAACACACAAACAGACGCGUUUGUAUUGUUUGGUUGGAUUGGAUUGAAGAAAACCUGAUCUCAUCAUCUUCUCAACUCUUGAAGUGUUCAAAUAAUGAUGAUGAUGGCUUAUGCUAAAUCUUUUACAAUUUCUGCUUUACAACGACCUCCUUCUUCACCUUUCAUUGUUAUUAACACAGCCACAGGAAAACUCAGAGUUCCCCAAUGUUUAUUAAAUGGAACCAGAAAGACUUUCAGUGGCACCAAGCUUUCAACGAAUCAUCAUCAUCGCAGAUUCUCUAUCUCUUCUUCAAACUCAUCCGGCUCCAAUGAUUUGGAUCGGGACACCUCCUCUAAUAAUAAUCAGACUAAGACUAAGCCAAAGACACCAUUUGGAUAUUCAAGGAAAGAUGUCAUAUUAAUCGGACUUGGAGUUACUUUCCUUGGCAUUGCAUUAAAAUCCGGACUUGAGUUUGCUGGAUUUGAUCCACUACAAGCUGGAAAUGUUGUUCAACUUGUGCUGGUUUUGGGCCUCACAGUUGGAUGGAUCUCAACAUAUAUCUUCAGAGUCUCAAACAAGGAAAUGACAUAUGCACAGCAGCUACGUGACUACGAAAGUAAAGUCAUGGAGAAGCGGUUAGAGUCCCUAACAGAAGCAGAGCUACAAGUACUGCUUCAAGAAGUCGAGGAAGAGAAGAGUCGUUAGCUAGUAAUGAAGAUGUGAAUUGAAGUAGCUUGUUUGUAUAUAAACACUGCAGUUUUACAGAAGUAUUUAAACCGAAAACAUAAUAUAUAUAUAUGGACUAGUUUAGAAAGAUCUGCUAUGUUUGCUACAGUUCACUCUUAGACAAUGUAGAGAAUUCUAAAACUACAGUGCUUAUGAAAUAACUCUGAUGACGUAUGAAUAUAUAAUUUAGGACUUUUCUUAUUGCUGGUCACCAGUGCACCUCAUGCCAUGGUGGAGCCAUGUUGAAGGUAGCAUUGGAAUUUGGCAAUAUGUUCAUGCACUGCCAUUUAUUUGAA